Bombyx mandarina (wild silkworm) is the source of this 786-nucleotide messenger RNA. RefSeq lists its product as uncharacterized. The record is from RefSeq and is a predicted model, not a curated record. NCBI's taxonomy places the organism in Eukaryota, Metazoa, Arthropoda, Insecta, Lepidoptera, Bombycidae.
UAUAUUUCUGUAUUUCAUUGCAUGUUUUUAAUUACAUGUCAUAAUUAACUCAUUAUAUUACAGACUAUACUGACAGACUAUAUUAUUUCAGGAACAAUGCAUUGUCCCCAAUGAACCAACUCCUGCUUACGCUUAGAUUCUAUGCAACUGGAAGUAUGCAAAUAACAGCUGGAGAUUUCAGUGGAGUUCAUCAAACUACAGCAGGAAAAACAAUUAAAAGAGUAACAAAAGUUAUUGCAGCCAACAGAUUUAACCAUCUUAAACUUCAUCUUUCUCCAAUUAAACAACAACAAAAUCAAACUGGCUUUUAUUCUAUUGCUAGAUUUCUUUGUGUAUAUGGUGCUCUAGACUAUACACAUAUUCGUUUACAAUCCCCAGGAGGGCAAAAUUAUAGAAAUAGGAAGGGAUACUUUUCAUCAAAUGUCCAAGCAGUAUGUACAUCCAACUUAAAUUUUUUGGAUGUUGCAUCAAAAUUCGCUUCCAUCGCUGUGCCUGUAAAAACCUUUGUACUUUCUAUAAAUAUCAAUAAACACCCAGUAAUAGUGAUAAAGUCUUUAUAUUUCACAAGAACCACAAAACCUACAGUCCACUCAGUUAGUUCAACAACAAACAAUGAGUCUCAUAUUCGCACUAGAAGUUGUAUAGAAAGGCGCUUUGGGAUAUGGAAAAGACGCUUUCCUGUGUUAUCAAUUGGUAUGAGAGUAAAUCUAGAGUUAGUACAAGACAUUAUUGUUGCCUGUACAUUUUGCAUAAUAUAUGCAUAAAUAACGGAGAUGGAAUUCCAAG